Molecule: messenger RNA, 1319 nt
Organism: Cydia pomonella (codling moth)
Lineage: Eukaryota; Metazoa; Arthropoda; Insecta; Lepidoptera; Tortricidae
Exons: 3
Coding region: 80-421 (113 amino acids)
Source: RefSeq, a predicted model, not a curated record
CGGUUACGCUUAGUAACAGUUUUACUGGUAUUAUGGGGAUGUUAUAAGACUCUUGGGUUGAGAAGAUGGGUCAGUCAGGAUGAGAGCGGUGCAGUGUCUGUUGGUGUUGGUGCUGCUGCUGUGGCAGGCUUCGGCCGGGCCCGCUGUCAGCGUUUUAGGCCACGACCCCUCUUCCCACCCCCCAGCCCUGGCCGCCGUCUCCGAGCUGACGUCCCGCGUGGCCAGUAAAGGCCCCCGCCUCAACAUGAAGGACGCCAGGUUCCCCAUCCCGGGGCCCCAGGACAUAGAGGCCAUCAAGAAGGUGGCGCAGAUCCUGGCCAUGCUGGGAGAACAGGUGAUCCCGGCAAUUAUAGGAGAGCCGAGCACCGGUGGAGCGUGUGAUCCCGUGGAGGAUGCCCCCAACGACACCGUCACUGAAUAGGCUUGACUAGAUAGUUCAUACUGGGUUUUGUUAAGGCUUUCAUAAACUGAAAUAGACGUCAUAUUCUCUGAGAAAAAAGUGACUAAGCCCUCCAGUAGCGGAGGCCGGAAUGGAACCGCCGUCUUUAGCUUACGCGCCUAACGCUCUGACUCUGAGGUUAAUCGAGUAUAUGCAAUGUUUAAAAAGGCGAGGCGCCUUGGAUCAACUCUAAUGGGCGAGCACUACGUGAUUCCACGUUCUGUCUAUACGAAUCCCUUACGGGUGUCUUUUUUAUUUUAUUUAUUUCUAGAAGGCGUUAGCAGCCAAUAGAAGGCCUCUCACGUUUUUAUUUACAUUUAAUAUUAUAUUUUAUGAUUACGAAAUUUGAAGACUUGUUUAAAAUUUGGCUGGUUUAAAAUCCAGCCUCGGCGAUUGGAGGUCUUCAAGUUCAAGUUCGGCCUGGCCAGCCACAUUAGGGCCCAUAAUCGGCGUAAUCCGUAAUUGCUGAGGUCAUCGAAAUAGAUGAGGAGGACUAUACAUUACAUUAUUUAUUUAGUUAAUGACAUCUGCUUUAAAUUUUUGGGUUCUUGCCAGUUGUUGGGAAAGAAGACCAGGUCUUUCCAUCGUCUCCUUUCCGCCACCACUCCGCCAAUAUUCGUCUAACGAUAAUUUGGAACCAAAGAUGACUUCAGGAAAUAUUUUUUAAAAUCUCUGGAGACCAUAAUUACCUACAAAUAAUGGAAGAGUGAUUACAAAAAAUUUUGCAGUUUUAUUGCAUAAUUUUGAGACUGAGCGUCCCAAAAACCCAGUAUUUUAUUCUUUAAGUGUUAUUAAAUAUUAAGUGUUAUUUACGGUAAUAAAGGGUAACUUAUUAGCGACUUUCUGUACAUAUAUUAUUAAUAAAUUGGAGAAUGUAAAA